Pungitius pungitius (ninespine stickleback) is the source of this 2977-nucleotide messenger RNA. RefSeq names its product zinc finger protein Eos-like. The record is from RefSeq and is a predicted model, not a curated record. Gene Ontology annotation, biological process: regulation of transcription by RNA polymerase II. NCBI's taxonomy places the organism in Eukaryota, Metazoa, Chordata, Actinopteri, Perciformes, Gasterosteidae. The transcript is spliced from 8 exons. Gene Ontology annotation, molecular function: RNA polymerase II cis-regulatory region sequence-specific DNA binding; DNA-binding transcription factor activity. The coding region runs from base 391 to 2115 and encodes 574 amino acids.
AGCGCGAUCCCAUUUGUGGCACUGGCCACUCACUGGCCAUUGCUUCCCAGUGCCACAAGGAGGAUCUCGGCCCUGCUGCAUUUUAUUUUAAACUGCCACGAGAAAACAAAGUGUCGUCAGUUUUAAGUCUUAAUUAAUUAAAACCCUGAUCAAUUAUAAUUUGUCUGUUUAUAUGUUUAACAUUACAUGUUAAAUGAAUAUGUUAGGUUUGAAGCAGAUUAAUGGUAGAGGUAGUGUUAAUGCUACUCGCAGCUGGUGGUUAACCGGAAAUUGUUUGGAGCUAAAGGUAAACGCUGCCGGGAGAUGCUGCCGUCAUAAACAGGCAGAUGAAAAUACAGAAUAACCUAACCGAAACGGCCCUGACAGGCACAGUAUUCAGCUUGAACUAGUAUGGAUGUUGAUGACUGCAAUGGCCGGUCUUGCAUAUCAGCUAGUGGGGACUCUUCAAUGGAAAGAGAGUUUUCUGGGGCUCUUGGCGGUCCAACAGUGAGCACACCAAACAGCAAGGACACUUCCCCCAGUCGCUCCCUCAGCGCCAACUCCAUUAAAGUGGAGCUGUACAGUGAUGAAGACCCAGGUCGCAGUACUGAAGAUGAAAGAGGGGAGCGGGUAGAGGAUGGAGGGCCAGAGAAAGGAUCUGAGCAAGUCGGAGGCUACAGGGAGUUCACCAAUUCUGAAACCAUGCCAGCUGGAGCGACCAGACUGCCAAAUGGAAAGCUGAAGUGUGACAUCUGUGGAAUGAUCUGCAUUGGGCCUAAUGUUCUUAUGGUGCACAAACGCAGCCAUACAGGUGAGCGACCAUUCCAGUGCAAUCAGUGUGGCGCCUCCUUCACUCAAAAGGGUAACCUGCUCCGCCACAUCAAGCUGCACUCAGGGGAGAAGCCUUUUAAAUGUCCCUUUUGCAGCUAUGCCUGUCGAAGACGGGACGCGCUCACUGGCCACCUUCGCACUCAUGCAGUGUCCUCUCCAACUGUAGGGAAGCCCUAUAAGUGCAGUUAUUGUGGCCGUAGUUACAAGCAGCAGAGCACCCUGGAAGAGCACCGUGAACGCUGCCACAGCUAUUUACAGAGUCUGGAGUCACAUCAGCCCUCCUGUGUGCAAAAUCCAGGAGAGGAGAUGAGAGAGCUAGAGUUUAUACCAGACUCUCUACUGCAACCCUCCUCAGACAAGAUGGCAUUUAUUGAUCGGCUCGCCAACAGCAUCACCAAACGCAAGAGAUCCACACCACAAAAAUUUGUAGGACAGAAGCACAUACAUCUCAACCUUCCAGAUGCACCUUAUGAGCUCAGUGCUGGUUCGGAUAAAGACGUGGAAAUGCCUGCAGGUGACCUUGAAGCCCCACACUUUCCUGGUCUGGGAGGAGAAUACGCAGGUGUGGCCGGAAAUGGAGGUUUAUCAGACACACGGAGGCCUCUACACCAUCCCACCAGUCACCCUUCAUCUUUAUCAGAACUCAGGCCAAUCCACAGCUCCAUUCACAUCUCUGCCGCUCUUGGCCCACGGAUGGAUUGCUCAGGGACUGGGGCUGAGUUGGGAGCUGUAGCUGUAGGUGGAAGGGAGGCCGCGGAGGGUCAUGAAGAUCAGCCAGCGAGCCGAAGUCGCGCACCUUCGCCUAGCAACAGUUGCCAGGACUCUACGGAUACAGAGAGCAUGCCGGAUGAGCCUUGCAACAGCACGGCGAUGACUCCGACCCUGCUCAGUAACAACGGCCACUAUCUUCACUCCAACAACCAUCACCCUGCACCUGCUCCUGUUGCACAGCACAGGAGCAGGUGCGGACACAAUCCCAGCCACGCCAAAGACAUGGAGCUGAAACGAGAAGAUUUAGGCCACGCGGCCCUGCGGCCCUGCAGUGACGCGCUCACUCAAAUCUCGCCUGCGGCGGCCUCCGCUUCGAGGGAGUCGUUUCGGGUUGUAGACGGGGAGGGGCGAGCCGUGCGCUCUUUCCGUUGCGACCACUGUCGUGUGCUUUUCCUGGACCAUGUCAUGUACACCAUCCACAUGGGCUGCCACGGUUUUCGCCAGCCCUUGGAGUGUAACAUCUGUGGCCACCGCAGCCAGGACCGCUAUGAGUUCUCUUCCCACAUUGUUCGUGGUGAGCACGUCCUCGACUGAGGAUGAAACCUGCUUCACAGAGCUAUAUUUAUACACUGAGACAGCGGCCCUGCUGGGUUUGGUCUGCACAGAAGCUAAAGAAGACUGACAUGAAAGCAAUAUGAACAUUUUUAACAGGCACUAGUAUAGUGAGAACGUAUCGCCAUUACAGGCAGGCUCUUAUGGGUUUGUUUUCUAAAAUUUUCAAUAAGGGUCCUUGUUGUCUUUAAUGCACUUUGAAAGAUUAAUCAAUUUUAAGAUGCACUUUUAAAUAAUGUAUUAUAAAGUAGAGCUAGUGCAACUUUUCAAUCAGCAGAUGUGCCUUGAUCCAAAAUCCAGGAUUCAAACCUGAUGCACAAUUUACAGUAGACAAAUGUGACUUUUGUCCGUAACAAGACACUGUCCCUACUUGUGCACUUUAACAGAGAUAACACAUAAAAUAAACAAUAAUCUGAAGUUUAUAACAUUUUCAUGGCUUCUUAAAGCACUUCAACAAAAUGAUUGACCAACAAAUGUUAUGUUCUGCAAAUGUGGGUUGUAUUCUGAAAUAGUUUGCUUUUUUAAAAUGAGAAGCGAUGUGCAGACCAAACUCAUGACCUAGGGCCAAGUCAUCCGAGGUUCGUUUGAGGGGUUGUCCGUGAAUUAGAAAUGCACUUUUGUUUUUAAAAGGGUGGGGUGGAUAGAUCUGAGUGUGUGAGAAAAAGGGAGCACGUGACAGACCUUUCGUUUUAUGGAAGUUAAUAGAAUAAUUGUAAAAUGGAAGCCUAUGUGUGAAUGCCGUGUGGCGCUGUGUAUGAAAUGAAUGUUUUUCUUUUCCAUUACUGCUUUUGUUGCACUGAUCUUUGCCAGAAUACUAUUAUAUUAAACUAUUUUAUGAAAUACA